AUUUGGUACGUUGUGAGAGAAGAGAAGGUCCAAAAAGGCAGUGCCCUCUCUCUCCUCUGCAUAGAACGGACGAUCCCAAGCACCAAAAACGAACACCCUUUACCUCUCUCUCUCGUCGAGACUCUCAUCUUCACUGAAAUUUAUAAUCUUUUAAUAUAAAUAAGAGAAGAAGAAGAAAGAAAAAAAAAGAUAAAUUUUGAAGAAGAAUAAAGAUUCAGUCUUUGAAUCGAAUAAAAGGGGUUGUUCUUUGAUCAUGGCUGUUGCUGAGAGUGCACCAAAUUUCGACAACACAGCAGUGUCGUCAGACUCGAAUGCACAGAACGAUCUCGAAAACCGAAAACCCAAAGUCGAUUCCUCUGUGGUCCUGAGUGCCGAGGCCAAUGUACAGUCCAACGGAGACGAUCAGAGUCCAGAGGGGAAGUUUCUGGAGCAGGAGAAAGUGACAACUUUCUCAGUCGCCACUAACAAUCACAAGGCUCAAUCGGGUCAGACCCCAAAUGGGGUUGAUUCCAAUGGGGUUGAUAACCAUCAGACGGCGGAGGAUAUGUCUGAAGGCUAUGUGAUUGAUCAGAGGUCAAAUGGGGAAGGGGAUGAGAAAUACAAGCGUGAAAUGAGAGAUUUGGAGGACUUGCUGUCUAAGUUGAAUCCCAUGGCUAAGGAGUUUGUGCCUCCUUCCCUUGUCAACAACAAUGGCGGCUUUGAUUUUGCUGGUGGGUUUGGAUUUACUAACGGAUUUAUAAUGCACACUAACUCUGGCAAUGCCAAUGGACUAAUGGGUAGGAAGAAGAAGAAUGGUUAUAGUCAAGGUCGGGGUAGGAACUAUUACAAAUUGAAUUUGGCUCAGAGGGAGGAAAUGAUUAGGAGGACUGUAUAUGUAUCUGACAUUGACCAACAGGUUACUGAAGAGAACCUGGCUGCUCUCUUUCUUGGCUGUGGACAGGUUGUGGACUGUCGUGUCUGCGGUGAUCCAAAUUCAGUUCUUCGAUUUGCCUUCAUUGAGUUCACAGAUGAAGAAGGUGCAAGGAAUGCUCUAAGUCUGUCAGGAACGAUGCUUGGCUACUACCCAGUAAAGGUGCUGCCUUCAAAAACUGCAAUUGCACCUGUUAACCCAACAUUUUUGCCAAGGUCUGAUGAUGAGCGUGAGAUGUGCUCAAGGACUAUUUACUGUACAAAUAUUGACAAGAAGAUUACUCAAGCUGAUGUCAAACUCUUUUUUGAAACACUUUGUGGAGAGGUUCAGCGCCUGAGGCUGCUUGGAGACUAUCAUCACUCCACUCGUAUUGCUUUUGUUGAAUUUACCGUGGCUGAAAGCGCCAUUGCGGCUCUUAACUGUAGUGGUGUGGUUAUGGGAUCGCUCCCGAUAAGGGUAAGCCCCUCAAAGACACCAGUUCGACCCCGUGCCCCUCGUUCUCCGCCGCAGUGAACCACCUCUUCAUGUUUCCAUGACUAAUCUGCUGCUGAUAGAUAUAUCAACCGUAUGCAUACACAGAGACAAACAUUUCGGCAUAUUGUGUUUCUCUACGCUUUUGUCAUGGUUACUGUUAGGUAUCGUUGUGACCUACAUGGGGUUAUCUGUGGGUUUUAUUUUAAACUUGUAGAGUUGGAUGGAAUUCUGAGGAGUUUAAUGGUUUAAUUUUACUGAACUUCGUUAUGAAA
Pyrus x bretschneideri (Chinese white pear) is the source of this 1656-nucleotide messenger RNA. RefSeq names its product polyadenylate-binding protein-interacting protein 12. The coding region runs from base 254 to 1423 and encodes 389 amino acids. Gene Ontology annotation, molecular function: RNA binding. The transcript is spliced from 11 exons. The record is from RefSeq and is a predicted model, not a curated record. Lineage: Eukaryota; Viridiplantae; Streptophyta; Magnoliopsida; Rosales; Rosaceae.